Molecule: messenger RNA, 1034 nt
Organism: Dendronephthya gigantea
Lineage: Eukaryota; Metazoa; Cnidaria; Anthozoa; Malacalcyonacea; Nephtheidae
Exons: 4
Coding region: 147-860 (237 amino acids)
Source: RefSeq, a predicted model, not a curated record
GUGGGUUACAGUCCCUUUUGCACAUGAACGGUAAGAGUGUUUUGAGUAGCCUACUCAUGUUACAAUCAUAACACGUUCCCAGUCCCAAUAGCGUAAUAACAACGCACGGCCGCCUUAGUAAUUUCUCUGACCUACUGGAAGGAGUGAUGGCAGAUUCUGAUGCUCCAAGUUCGAAUAUAAAUCCUUCCGAAAUAAGCCGUCACACUAGGUCUGAGGCAAGAAGAGAAUACGACAAAAAAAGAGACGCAUCAAAAGUCUGUUUAUUUUAUACUUUCGAGAGGUGGAGAGCGUUUAAAGAAGAACAUAAGCUCAAAACAGAUCAGCAUGUUGCGGAGUGUCUGCUUGAUCAUUACGCCGUGAGAAACAUAUUAUGUAAUGUAGAAACGCAAACAGAGAACGCUACGACAAUGUGGCCUUUGUCAACUGCGGGAGAACAAUCACUCAGCAUGUGUUCGCCAGGUAACAACAACGUCCUUGUUCUAUUUUAUCAUGUUUUAAUACGUAUUUUCAACAUCCUUUCUUUAUAUGUAGUGAAGUCAUCAGCACCCUAUAUGUCACUGAGAUCAAGUCGAGGAAGAUUGACUCAGUCUGACCCUGAAUCUCAAGAGGAUACUCUUACAUUGUCUUUUAGAUCAAAGGAAGACCCAGACAUGACUUUGACCGCUAGCGAGGGCAAAGCAAAUAUGUCGUCGACAGUAACAUCCUCAACACCUAAAUCUAGUCGUCGAAGAUUGGUCCUGUCACAACAAAACAGUCCUUCAUUGUCUUUGAGGUUUGUUCAUCAAAAUAUGCUUUGUGAUUUGUGCGUUUGCUCAAAAUCAUUAUUACCUAUUUUUUCCCUUUGGUGCCAUUCAUUUUAAUACACCCCUUCAUUUUAAUAUCACCCCAACACCCAGGGGGUUAGAAAAACAUUUCUGCAUAUAUAAAUGCCCCAUUGAGUAGUUAAACGAAGCAAUUUAUCAAAUGUGGUGUGUGUACAGACAGUAAAGUAUAUUGGCUGGUUGACAGUAUACGGUAUACUUAUUGUUUAUUCA